Messenger RNA from Rosa chinensis, 734 nucleotides. Its product is annotated as cytochrome b5. Lineage: Eukaryota; Viridiplantae; Streptophyta; Magnoliopsida; Rosales; Rosaceae. Gene Ontology annotation, cellular component: intracellular membrane-bounded organelle; membrane. Gene Ontology annotation, molecular function: heme binding. The transcript is spliced from 4 exons. The record is from RefSeq and is a predicted model, not a curated record. The coding region runs from base 114 to 518 and encodes 134 amino acids.
AUAUAUAUAUAGUCCACUAAUGAGCAUCAGCUGACUUCCCCAGACUGAGUUACAACAAAGACAAGAGAAACCACAUUUCCAAUCUCACAAAGCCUCUUUCUCUUUCUCUUGUAAUGGCUUCAGAUCCGAAGGUUCACGUGUUUGAAGAGGUGGCCAAGCACAACCAGACCAAAGAUUGCUGGCUUGUUAUUUCUGGGAAGGUGUACGAUGUAACCCCUUUCAUGGAUGAUCAUCCCGGAGGAGAUGAAGUUCUGCUAUCUGCAACAGGGAAAGACGCAACAAAUGAUUUUGAAGAUGUUGGUCAUAGUGAUGCUGCCAGAGAAAUGAUGGACAAGUACUACAUUGGAGAGAUUGAUCCAUCAACUGUCCCAUUAAAACGGACUUACAUUCCGCCACCGCAGACUCAGUACAAUCCGGAUAAGACAUCGGAGUUUGUGAUCAAGAUUUUACAGUUCCUGGUGCCCUUGUUAAUCUUGGGUUUAGCCUUUGCUGUCCGUCAUUUUACCAAGAAAGAGUAGUCAUGCUAUUUUAUUUUAAUUUCCCCAUUGUAAGGGUUCUUUUUUCCUUAGUUGAGCAGUUGAAAUGGCAAUUGCUUGUUUCUGGUAUGUUGUUGGUUCACAUUGUUGUUUAUGCGAGUCAUUUGCCUUCUAGUGUCAAUUUGGUUAAGGUCACUGUAGAAUGGUUAAUCUUAAUGGAUGAUCACGAACUUAUAAUGAGCAUAUUUACUUUAUCUA